AUGGAAAAAUCACUACCCGCAGAACACCAUGAGGAUACAGAACCAGAGAAAGUCGUGAUCGAGUCUCCUUCCAGCGAAGAAGGCACCUAUAUCGUCGACCCUAUCGAGUAUGAAAAGCGCAAUCGACGCCUGAAUCGGCGACUCGACAUUCGCAUCCUGCCCCUCUGCUGCUGGGUCUACCUGCUCAACUUUCUCGAUAGAGGCAAUAUUGGCAAUUCCAAGGUGCUCAACUCGGAGACCGGGGAUGACUUGCUUCAGCAGACCCACAUGACGGCCAAUGGCUACGCCGUCACCGUCUCCCUCUUCUCGCUCGCCUACACAAUCUUCGAGGUGCCUAGCAACUAUGUCAUGAAGCAUUGGGUCCGGCCGUCGCUGUGGCUGGGGUUCCUCCUGUUUGCGUGGGGUGCAUUGACGAUCGGGUUCGCUGGUGUGCAGAACUAUGCGACGGUCGUGGUGUUGAGGUUCUUGAUUGGUGCCUUUGAGGCCGGUUUCUUCCCAGGUAUCGUCUACUUCAUCACGAUCUGGUACCGCUACAACGAGCGCGCCGUCCGGAUCGCCUGCGUCGUCGCCUUCUGCAACCUCGCCGGCGCCUUUGGAGGCGCGAUCGCCUACGGGGUGGGCCACGUCAACGGCUCUGCCGGCCUGGAGGGGUUCAGGUGGCUCUUCAUCAUCGAAGGCAUCAUCACGCUGGUCUCGGCGUCGUUCUUGUUCUUCCUCCCCGACUAUCCCGCCCGAGCCAAGUUUCUGAACGAGUCGGACAAGCGCUUCGCCGAGGACCGCUUGAAGGAACGAGGCGGCGGCUAUCUCAGGAGCCACGCCUCGAGAAAGGAAGUCCUCGAGACAUUCUUCAGUCCGAGGAUGUUGGCGCAUUACAUCGCAUACAAGGGAACCCCUAAACCAACAAAGAAAGCUGACUCCGAUGCGAUGGUGUAUGACCAGAUCGCCGACGUCGUCCCCCAAGGCUCAUUCACAUUCUUCACGCCAACCAUCGUCAGCGGGCUCGGCUACACGUCGAUCCACGCACAGCUCCUGACGGUGCCGCCGUGGUGCGUGGGCUUCGUCGUGGCCAUCACGCUGUCGUACUCGGCGGACCACUUCAACGCGCGGGGCGUGCACAUCACGAUCGCGUCGCUGGUCGGCGCCGCAGGGUGGCUGGCGGCGGGCCUGCUGCCGCCGGACGCCUACGCUUCGCGGUACGGGUGUCUGUGUCUGGCGGCGUGCGGGGCGUUUCCCGUCGCGCCAUCCAUGGCCAACUGGGUCGCGUGCAACACGCCCUCGCUACUGACCAUCCCCUUCGCUAUCGCCCUCAACAACAGCUCCGCCGGCAUCGGCCAGAUCAUCGCCCAGUGGAUCUGGAAGGCCGACGAGGCCCACAAGGGUUACCCGACGGGCAACUUUGUCUGCGCCGCCUGCGGCUUCUUCGUCGCCGCUAUGAGCGCCGGCCUGAGGCUGUGGUACGGCCGCAUGAACAAGAACGGGGUAAGGGACGCCAGUGGAGCAGAGCGGAUCUGGGUCCUGUAA
Fonsecaea monophora is the source of this 1521-nucleotide messenger RNA. RefSeq lists its product as hypothetical. Gene Ontology annotation, biological process: transmembrane transport. Gene Ontology annotation, cellular component: membrane. Gene Ontology annotation, molecular function: transmembrane transporter activity. Lineage: Eukaryota; Fungi; Ascomycota; Eurotiomycetes; Chaetothyriales; Herpotrichiellaceae. The coding region runs from base 1 to 1521 and encodes 506 amino acids. The transcript is spliced from 4 exons. The record is from RefSeq and is a predicted model, not a curated record.